Messenger RNA from Varanus komodoensis (Komodo dragon), 4357 nucleotides. It is a transcript of the gene RNF111, whose product is annotated as ring finger protein 111. The record is from RefSeq and is a predicted model, not a curated record. Gene Ontology annotation, biological process: ubiquitin-dependent protein catabolic process; positive regulation of DNA-templated transcription; positive regulation of transforming growth factor beta receptor signaling pathway. Lineage: Eukaryota; Metazoa; Chordata; Lepidosauria; Squamata; Varanidae. Gene Ontology annotation, cellular component: nucleus; cytoplasm. Gene Ontology annotation, molecular function: SUMO polymer binding; SMAD binding; ubiquitin protein ligase activity. The coding region runs from base 113 to 3112 and encodes 999 amino acids. The transcript is spliced from 14 exons.
GGACGACGCGCCCCGCGGAGCUCUGAGGAGGGCCGGCGCCUCCGCGGCCGGGCUAGGCCGCAUCGCCGCCGCCCCCCACCCGUCGCCUUCAGGCCUUCCCCGCCAUUUUCCCAUGUCUCAGUGGACUCCUAAAUGUAAUAUAGUCUAUACCUUAGAAGCGGAUAUGAAGAGUGACGUUUCUUCUGGUGCACCAAAGAGCCAGGAGAGCCUGAAGGGGGUCCUCUUGAACCCUCCUCCGCCCAUUGAAGCAGCCAAAAGCUUCCCUGGAGAAGACGCCACGAUGAUUGCCAGCAAAGUCGGGGAUGAAUUCUCCCACCUCUGUGGUGACUCUCAAAAGCAGAAGGACAUCGCUGGAAGCCGUCCUGAGCAGGAGGCACUGGUCAUGCGGAAGAAGCGCAAGAGUCAGCAGGCCGGCCCUUCCUGUGCUCAGAACUGUGGCAGCAAAGAGAACCCUCGGGUUUUAGGGUUAAGGCAGCGCCUCGAUACCCAAAGUGAGGACAACGACUCCUCUUUUAGUGACUGUGUCUCUUCGCCAUCAUCCAGUUUGCAUUUCGGAGACUCGGACACAGUGACGUCUGAGGAGGAGAAGGAGGCGGCCCCCGUGAGGCACACUCGGGCACUGUUGCAUGCAUCGAGCAGAACUCACGGUUCCCGGCCACACAAGUGGCCCCGGACAGAGACAGAAUCCGUGCCGGGGUUAUUAAUGAAAAGGACCUGUUUCCACAGCAGCAGUUCCCUAAGGAGGCUCCCCUAUAGGAAGCGGUUUGUGAAAACCAGCUCCUCACAGCGGACACAAAACCAAAAAGAGCGGAUUUUAUUGCAACGGAAAAAAAGGGAAGUAUUAGCUCGGCGGAAGUAUGCGUUGCUGCCCAGCUCCAGUAGUUCCAGCGAGAAUGACCUUAGUAGCGAAUCCUCUUCCAGCUCAUCCUCUGAAGGAGAGGAAGAUAUUUUUGUAUCAGCUGGUGAAAAUCACCAAAACAGUACUGCUAUUCCCUCAGGGAGUAUUGAUGAAGAUGUCGUGGUGAUCGAAGCAUCUUCCACUCCCCAAGUCACUGCCAAUGAAGAAAUCAAUGUUACCUCAACAGACAGUGAAGUAGAGAUUGUAACUGUUGGAGAAAGUUACCGGUCUCGGUCAUCCGUUGGGCACUCUCGCUCCCACUGGGGCCACGGGUCCAACUCGCUCGCCUCGCGGCCACAGGAGCAGCGGAACCGCAGCAGAAUCUCCACAGUCAUCCAGCCACUGAGGCAGAACGCAGCAGAAGUGGUGGAUCUCACGGUGGAUGAGGACGAGCCAACCGUGGUGCCGACAACCUCCUCCGGAGGGGAAUCCCAGGCAACACAUCCUGCUCCUGAAGGUGGCCCCAGCGCGACAGCCGCAGAGCAGGUCUCUGACGUCGUUUCCAGCAUCCCCAGCAGCCAGUCCUCAUUGGUACCAGAGCCACUCGUGGUUCUCACCAGCAGCAGCUCUGCUGGAAACGCAGCAGGAGACGACACGAGAGGAAACGCCUCCAACGCAGCGCUGGAGCCGGGCCCCCCCGCGAUGCCGAGGCUGCCCUCCUGCUGCCCCCAGCAUUCUCCAUGUGGGGGGGCGCCGCAGAGCCACCACGUCCCGGGACACCCCCACGCCGGCUGCUUCCAGCAGCACAGCCACCACUUCCAGCACCACCAGCACCAUCACCAUGCCCCCCACACGGGCGUCCCGCUCUCCCCCUCCUUCAGCGAAUCCAGCUGCCCGGUCGAGCGGCCGCCCCCAGUACCGGCGCCCGGGGGGCCAAGCAGCAGCUCCGGCGCCACUUACCACGACCAGCAGGCCCUGCCCGUAGACUUAAGCAGCAACGGCGUAAGAAACCACGGGAGCACUCCGUUCCACGGCGCGUCGGCCUUCGACCCCUGCUGCCCAGGAUCCUCCUCCCGAACCACCAUCUACGGGCACCAGGCCGGAGCCGCUUCGAGCCAGCCCGUCGCCAUCGAUGGAUACAGCGCCAGCCUGGUGGCCCCGCCCCCGGCCCCGCCCCCGGCCUCCUUGUCCUCCUGCCGGCAUUACAUGCACUCUCCUUAUGCCUCUUUGACUCGACCACUUCACCACCAAGCGUCCGCCUGCCCCCAUUCCCAUGGGAAUGCCCCUCCUCCGGCUCCACCCCAGCCCCCUCAGCCGUCCCCUCAAGUCGACUACGUCAUCCCCCACCCCAUCCACCCCUUCCACCCCUCCAUCUCCUCGCACGCCUCCUCCCACCCUGUCCCACCUCCGCCCCCAGCCCACCCCCUGGCCAGUGCUGCAGCCCCGAUCCCACAGCCACUCCCGGCUGCCCACCAGUCCCUUUCCCAUCACCUCCCGGCCGCCGCGCCCUCCGCCCAGAGGCUGCACCCCCACGAAGUGAUCCAGCGGAUGGAGGUCCAGAGGAGGAGAAUGAUGCAGCAUCCCACGCGAGCCCAUGAGCGGCCUCCGCCCCACCCCCACCGCAUGCAUCCCAACUAUGGCCACGGGCAUCACAUCCAUGUACCGCAGACGAUGUCGUCCCACCCGCGACAAGCGCCAGAGCGCUCUGCCUGGGAACUGGGAAUCGAAGCAGGAGUGACGGCCGCAACCUACCCACCAGGCCCGCUGCACCCUCACUUGGCGCACUAUCACACCCCGCCUCGACUUCACCACUUGCAAAUUGGCGCACUUCCGCUAAUGGUUCCUGACAUGGCGGGCUACCCUCACAUCCGUUACAUUUCAUCGGGAUUGGAUGGAACUUCAUUCAGAGGCCCAUUCAGGGGCAAUUUUGAGGAAUUAAUUCAUCUGGAAGAACGUCUAGGGAAUGUGAAUCGUGGUGCUUCCCAAGGAACAAUUGAAAGAUGCACAUAUCCACACAAGUACAAAAAGGUAACAACUGAUUGGUUCUCACAGAGGAAACUGCACUGCAAACAAGAUGGAGAGGAAGGAACUGAAGAAGAUACUGAGGAAAAGUGCACCAUUUGCUUAUCUAUAUUAGAGGAAGGUGAAGAUGUCAGGCGCCUUCCGUGUAUGCAUCUCUUUCACCAAGUCUGCGUAGAUCAAUGGCUGAUCACAAACAAGAAGUGCCCCAUUUGCAGAGUGGACAUUGAAGCUCAGCUGCCGAGCGAGAGUUGACACCCUUUUGCCUAAAACUUCCGGCUUUCCUCCUCCACGCCCAUCCUUCCUGGUACUGCAGUCAACCAAAGAUGGCAUGACUUACCUGUGCAGAUGUUGGAAGCAUUUGAACCUGCUAGAGUGCCGUUUGUCCGCUCUGUGGUAUACCUGAUGCUAACCCUACGGUUCAGUGUAUUUAUAAAGCUUUUUUUGGUUCUGUUUAGACCUUACGAUUUCCCCCGCUCUUAACACGUUUUCCUGUACUUUUUGCAUGGUUCCUUGUAUUGCAUUUCUUUGCACAUGUUAUGGGCUUAGUGACCUCCCCAAACUUGCAGGCAAGAUUAUCUGCUUUAGAAAGUAGAAUUGUGUGGUCUUUUUUGUUUCUAUUUUUUACAUAGAGUCAAGCUUUUCAGAGUAUGAUUUCACUCAUUACUAACCUCAGAGUCCUUAAUUUAAUCAAGUAUUUUAGUUUUAAAUGUAUAAAGAUCAACUUUUAAAAAAAAGAAUAUUAUUGUGUUUUUAAGACAUUCCUUAAUUAGGAAAAAAGCUGCUGUAUACUUGCGUUGGGCAGAAACGCUGAGCGCUUCUCCUGCACAAGCCCCAUUAAAACGAAUGGGGGAUGUGCAAGAGCACUGCAAGCGCUGUCCGUUCCAAGUCGCACCAUCCGUAAUUACUGGGAACAUAACCUUCAAAUCCCUCGAUCUCAACUGGCUUACUCACCAUUGGAUCACCCUCCUCAGAUCACAUUUUCAUGUCCUUAAACCUUCAGCACAAUGCAAAUAUAUCUGAAUGUCAAUAUUAAAAACAUUUAGACUGCUGUCCAAUUGUAUGUACCAUUUUCUUAUGUCUAGCAAUUUGAAUCUCUCUAACACAAUAUUUUGCUGCUGUGAAACAGCACUAAUGAACACUAAAUAAUUGAUUUCAACUAGCUGGGUUGUAGAUAUAUGCCGAUUGAAUGAAAUCAGUUUGUAGGAAAACAGGGGGAAAGGCAAGGUUUUUUGUCUUUUUUUGUCUCUCUCUCUCUCUCUCUCUUUUGUUUUGCUCCUCAGUCUUACCUUAAAUUCAUCUAAAGAUCUGCACAAACUGGUUUUGUAAAAAAAGAAAAGAAAAAACCAACCACAAAUAUUAAAUCCGUACUUAGAAAUUCAUUUCCGAAGGCAAAUAUCCAUGAAUUCAUAGAAAUUUUAAGGGUCCCUGUUCUGUCAUGGGAUCUGGGUGGUGUUUUUUUUAUUUUAGUUUUACAGUUAAUAAAGUUAGCUGAAUCCA